UCCUCUUUUGCCAUCCUGUUCCCAAGGGCUCUCUGGGUUGAACUCUAACACACUCUAUAAAAAUACUUAUUAGGCAGUUUUCCCCACUUGCAAAAAAACCGUGGGAGGGGCAUUACAGUUUUAAAGGUGAAAAGUCACCCACGGACUAACUAAUGUGAAGAUUGUGAUUGUUGUCAGCAGCAUAUUCCUUCAUCCUCAAAGUCUCCAAGCCACUUGUUAUCCCAGAGGAAGGGGAACGCUGGAUGCUCCACCCCACCUGAAGAGCGGACGCAGGUGUCACUUGCAAAACACCGGGAACCCGAGUGAGCAGAGGUGUUAAAUCAGCUUUCAACACCGGGGAAGGCUGUUUUCUUCACGCCCCCGAACUCCUUCACAGGAAGGGAAAGUGUUGGCCACCAUGAAGACAUCUGCCUUCAUCAUCGGCACAAGCCUGCUCCUGUUUGGUGCCUUCAGCAAUUCUGCCGUCUGGGCCAGGCAGGAGAGCUGGGAGCCUGCAGACCAUUUCUGGCAGACGCAAUGGCAGAAAGUUCACCGCCUCUUUGGUGGGAAUAAACAGGCCAUUUACUUUUCGGGGACGCUGCUGGUCCCAUUCCUUGUGUUUUGGUGCGUUAAUGGAGUCUAUAUGGUGGCUGAUGUGACCGGCAAGCCCCAUUUCAUCACCCGUUACCGAAUUCAGCUGGGGAAAAACGACCCCGUGGAUACAAAAAAGCUGCUCCAGGCUGUUCGCACAGUGCUGUUUAAUUUGUUGUUCAUCUCUGUCCCGCUGGUGGUGCUCACUUUCCCCAUCGUGCAACGGUGGGGGGACCCUUGCAGAGAAGAAUUGCCCACCUUCAGAUGGGUCCUCAUAGAGCUGCUCAUCUUUGGCCUGGUAGAGGAAAUUCUCUUCUACUAUUCACACCGGCUUUUUCAUCACCCACUUCUGUACAAGCACAUACACAAGAAGCACCAUGAAUGGACGGCCCCUGUGAGCAUGGUCGCCCUGUACAGCCAUCCAGUCGAGCACCUGCUCUCCAACACAUUACCCGUGAUGGCUGGGCCAAUCCUCCUGCAAUCCCAUAUCACUUCAAGUACGUUGUGGGUGUGCAUUGCACUCACGGUGACAAGCAUCUCGCACUGCGGCUACCGCUUGCCCUUUCUCCCCUCGCCGGAGUUUCACGACUUCCAUCACCUCAAGUUCAAUCAGUGUUACGGCGUCUUGGGGAUCCUGGACUAUUUGCAUGGAACGGACACGCUUUUUAAGCAAAGCCAGGCCUGUAAGGGACCCGACCCCAUGCCUCAUGCUGGCAGCAUCCCCGACUCCCCCAGGAAGGCGAAGUGAACCCCGCCGCUGUCCAGGUGCUUUAGAUCUCGGCACCACGUGAGGGACUCAGGAUGAUUAUUGCCUAAUGAUAUGCUAGAGAAGCAGUUAUUAAAUUAAAAAAGCAAAUCACA
Molecule: messenger RNA, 1431 nt
Organism: Alligator mississippiensis (American alligator)
Lineage: Eukaryota; Metazoa; Chordata; Crocodylia; Alligatoridae
Gene: FAXDC2
Product: fatty acid hydroxylase domain containing 2
Exons: 9
Coding region: 398-1318 (306 amino acids)
Biological process (GO): sterol biosynthetic process
Molecular function (GO): C-4 methylsterol oxidase activity; iron ion binding
Source: RefSeq, a predicted model, not a curated record